This is a messenger RNA of Aedes albopictus (Asian tiger mosquito), 1031 nucleotides long. It is a transcript of the gene Unc50, whose product is annotated as protein unc-50 homolog. The record is from RefSeq and is a predicted model, not a curated record. The transcript is spliced from 3 exons. Lineage: Eukaryota; Metazoa; Arthropoda; Insecta; Diptera; Culicidae. The coding region runs from base 176 to 997 and encodes 273 amino acids. Gene Ontology annotation, cellular component: Golgi membrane.
GUUUGUUUACAUGUUUACGCGAGCAAGAUUGUAUUUUUCGUGCAAAAAGUUGUGAAAAGUAGUUAAAAAUCAUUCGAAAUAUGUGAAUGUAGCGUUACUUAAACUUAGUUCAUUAAACGAAAGAAACCUUGUAGUGAAAACGCUCUUCGCCCUCCCCGAAAGAAGGACAGCAAAAAUGAAAUACUCCACCUCUCCGACUCCCUCGCGCAGCAACAGCACUUCGCUGCUGGGGAUGUCGUCAUCGAGAACCACAUCACCGCUGCCCCCGCCGGCCAACUACCGGAACGACUGCAUGAGCGCGACCAACAAAAGCUACAAGUACCUCCGGCGGUUCGUCAAGUUCGACCAGAUGGACUUCGAGUUUGCGAUGUGGCAGAUGCUGUACUUGUUCAUAGCGCCCAAGAAAGUGUACCGGAACUUCAACUAUCGGAAGCAAACCAAAUCUCAAUUUGCUCGUGACGACCCGGCUUUUCUGGUGUUGCUGGUAGGAUGUUUGUGCGUGACAUCCAUCGGCUUUGCGUGGGUGCUAAGCCUAGGAAUCGGCCAAAGUUUAGUAUUUCUGCUGUACGUGGUGUUCGUGGACUGCAUUCUCUGCGGAAUGGUCGUUGCCACGCUGCUGUGGUUCGUGACAAACCGGUAUAUGCGUGAGCAUGUCUCGGACCCGGACGUCGAAUGGGGCUAUGCGUUCGAUGUGCACCUGAAUGCAUUUUUUCCUCCGUUGAUUCUGUUGCACUUUAUCCAGCUAUUUUUCUACCACCCGCUGAUCAGCCAGGACUGGUUCAUAUCGACCUUCAUUGGCAAUACGAUCUGGCUGGCGGCGUUGAGCUACUACAUCUAUAUCACCUUCCUGGGUUAUAACGUAGUGCCCAGUCUGAGAAAUACCCGAGUAAUUUUGGUUACAUUACCGUUGGUCUUUUUGUUUUACGUUAUAACGCUAAUAAUCCGCUGGAAUUUAAGUGUAUCGUUAAUGUACUUCUAUCACUAUAGAGUUCUGUAAGCACGUAGCAGCAAUAAAAUACACAUCCAUACAA